Messenger RNA from Salvelinus fontinalis (brook trout), 1435 nucleotides. RefSeq names its product heart and neural crest derivatives expressed 2 (gene hand2). Gene Ontology annotation, molecular function: protein dimerization activity; RNA polymerase II transcription regulatory region sequence-specific DNA binding; DNA-binding transcription factor activity, RNA polymerase II-specific. NCBI's taxonomy places the organism in Eukaryota, Metazoa, Chordata, Actinopteri, Salmoniformes, Salmonidae. The transcript is spliced from 2 exons. The coding region runs from base 564 to 1199 and encodes 211 amino acids. Gene Ontology annotation, biological process: regulation of transcription by RNA polymerase II; heart development. The record is from RefSeq and is a predicted model, not a curated record.
UCAAACGGAUGAAUUCUGGUUGUGUGCUCAACUGAAAGGCUGUGUAUUGCGUGCAGUGCACACUAUAGCAGCUGGGAUUUAGAACUUUUUUGUUAUCUGACGCCCUAUUUCAUGAAUUUGGUCUGGAAUCCAUAAAGAGUUUGGAGGGGAAAAGCUCGAUCCGAAGUGCUUGAGGACGCAGUUCAUCAGGCGAAACAUGCACUGUCUGUCUCCGUAAUGGAAAAGAAGGAACUUUCUCACGUUGGGAAUGGACAAAUUGAGAAAUACGUGUAAGUAGCUGACAACAUUCUUAUAUAUUCCACACCAUAGACCAGCAAAACAGAAAAAAAAUUACGUCUAAAAACUCAUGCAUUGCUGAAGUUUCGUUUAGGUGUCUAUAUUGGACAACUAUAAAUAGCAGUGCUUUUCAAAUGACCAACUGAACCAAGUUACUUUAUAUGAGAAUAGCCUAUUUCCCUAAACUAUUUUGAAGAACCUGACAUUAAUCGGAGAGCGCGAACGCGUAUUCGUUUCGUGGUUCGUUAGUAGCACAGUUUUUGGUUUUGGUCUACUGCUGUGUCGCCAUGAGUUUAGUUGGUGGAUUCCCUCACCAUCCGGUGAUGCAUCAUGAAGGCUACUCCUUCGCGGCAGCAGCAGCUGCAAGCCGCUGCCACGAAGAGAACCCCUACUUCCACGGUUGGCUGAUAAGCCACCCGGAGAUGUCUCCCCCAGACUACAGUAUGGCACCCUCGUACAGCCCCGACUACUCCACCGGGGGCCCGGCGUUAGACCACGCACACUACGGAGGUGGUAUCCCCGGGGCUGGCGUCGCUGGGAUCGGGAUGGGACCUCGGCCGGUGAAACGGAGACCUACGGCAAACCGAAAGGAGAGGCGCAGGACUCAGAGCAUCAACAGCGCCUUCUCGGAGCUCAGGGAUUGCAUCCCUAAUGUUCCUGCGGAUACUAAGCUGUCCAAAAUAAAGACCCUCCGGUUGGCUACCAGUUAUAUCGCCUACCUCAUGGACAUUCUGGACAAGGACGAGCAGAACGGCGACGCAGAGGCCUUCAAAGCAGACUUCAAAAAGACAGAAGCAAAGGAGGAGAGGAGAAAGAAAGAAGUGAGUGACGUUUUGAAAAACACAGCGAGCAGCAAUGACAAGAAAACCAAAGGAAGGACUGGUUGGCCGCAGCAUGUCUGGGCUUUGGAACUCAAACAGUGAAUAUCCUUCUUCUCCUCUCAAAAAAAGACUUGAAAUGAUGAAAAAGUCUUCUUCUAGGCUUGUAUUUGUACUCUCACGUUAUUUAAUGGAAUAUUUAUGUGCAAUUGCCGCUACGGAGAGUGGAUAUUUGAAGAAAAAAAACAUUCAAUUUUUAAGAGGAGGAGAUACAACACCCUUUGGUAAGGGACCUUGUCAUUGUCUGAUGUUGUUGGUUGGAUGUUUGUUGUUGUCCCAAG